AGCUCACACACAACAAGACUGAACACAAUGCUUCUACAGAGCCUAUGGGACUUUAUACUGGGAUAUAAUGCGUGUCUCAGAUCACCUUUCUUCCCUGUAUUUUUCUCCCUCAGUGUCUACCUCACCUUCUGCCUGCCCUUUGUGGUGCUGGACCUCCUCUCCCCCAGGCUGGCCUGGAUCAGGACCUUUAAGAUCCAGCAGAAGAGCCACGUCUCCUGGACUAUGAUGUGGAGCUGCCUGGCUCACUCCCUCUACAACCAUGUGGUGUUCCUCUUCCCUCUCACUGUGCUGCACUGGUUCUGGAGACCAGCCAGUUUCAUAGCCGAGGCCCCCGGAACGCUGCGCCUCAUCUGGGAUGUGGUCGCCUGCCUCCUGCUGUUUGACUUUCAAUACUUCAUCUGGCAUCUGCUUCACCACAAGGUGCCCUGGCUGUACCGGACAUUCCACAAGGUGCACCACAAGCACACAUCCACCUUCGCCCUGACCACUGAGUACUCUGGGGCCUGGGAGACCCUGUCUCUGGGCUUCUUCGCUGGGGUCAACCCUCUGCUGCUGGGCUGCCACCCCUUGACUGAGAUGCUCUUUUAUGUUCUGAAUAUCUGGCUUUCUGUGGAGGACCACUGUGGCUAUGACCUGCCCUGGUCCACGCAUAGACUGGUGCCCUUUGGGCUCUACGGUGGAGCUCCACACCACGACCUGCACCAUCUGAAGUUCAAGUCCAACUAUGCUCCGUACUUCACACACUGGGACAGGCUUUUUGGGACAUUGCACAAGCAUUCAGACUGAAGUCAUGCACAGAAGAAAGUGCAAUUGGACAUCU
This is a messenger RNA of Coregonus clupeaformis (lake whitefish), 820 nucleotides long. RefSeq names its product cholesterol 25-hydroxylase-like protein. Bases 28 to 786 code for a protein of 252 amino acids. NCBI's taxonomy places the organism in Eukaryota, Metazoa, Chordata, Actinopteri, Salmoniformes, Salmonidae. The record is from RefSeq and is a predicted model, not a curated record. The transcript has a single exon. Gene Ontology annotation, molecular function: iron ion binding; steroid hydroxylase activity; C-4 methylsterol oxidase activity. Gene Ontology annotation, biological process: cholesterol metabolic process; sterol biosynthetic process.